Molecule: messenger RNA, 852 nt
Organism: Somion occarium
Lineage: Eukaryota; Fungi; Basidiomycota; Agaricomycetes; Polyporales; Cerrenaceae
Source: the annotation of a GenBank genome assembly
GAUGCUGGCAGCAACGCUCAAGCACUAACAAACUCUCUACCACCAAAACCCACUCUCACUUCACUUCACCAUCAUGACAGACUUCCUGGCGCGCGAGAGCGAGCUCCUUGGCGACGAGUUCUCCACUCCGACAGCGACUGGAGGCUCAUUCGCCACUGCGGGCGGAGACAUUGACUUCGACAGUGCCGCUGCUGCGUUUCCUGACAUCUCGCUGGAUGGGACUGGCGACAUUCCACCCCCUAUCGCGUCGAUUCCCAGUACGAAUAGCUCGAGUGGGUUCUCUUUUGAGGAUUUUGGAACGCCACCGAGUGAGAGGACGACGGAGGUGAAGGUUACUGGUAAUGAGGAGAUUGAGAAGUUUGAGAGUGAUUUCCCGGAGAUCGAGGUUCCUCAGACUCAGCAGACGUUCUCGCCACCUGCACCACUCUUCGGUGCUACCACCCAAACAUUCGCACCUCAGCCACAACCUUCUGCGCUGGUUUCGUCGACACCUAUUUUCAACCAGCCGAUAGAUGAAGAUGAGCCCGAAGCUAUCAAGCAAUGGCGCGAGAAACAGGCUGCUGAAAUCAAGGCAAGGGACGAAGCUUCGCAAGCCAGGCGGGAGGAGACUGUUGCUAAAGCUGAACGAGCAAUUGAUCAAUUCUACGAGGAGUACUCUGGCAAGAAGGAAAGGAACAUUCGGGAGAACAAUGUGCCAUCGUUAUAGAGAAUACUAGACGAGGGGGGGUAAUUGUAGCAGGAGGAACUUCGUACAGAAUACCAGAACAGCAGAAUGGGGUGAGAGAAGAUUUAUUUUUUCGUAGAUACGAUACACGGACAGUCCUACGAAAUAAACAAACGGGAAUUACUAGA